AUGAUGGAUUCGGAUGAUGAGAAUCUUUCUGUGCACUCCGCCAUCUCAAAUCCGUCGGAUUUUGCCGAAGAUGAGGAGGUUGACUACCUGGCGCUGGAGCUGCUGCAUCAUCUCCCGUCGGAGAAGGCAGACAAGCUCAUGAAGAGUUUGCGGGCCAAGGAGAAGGCCGUGCAGGCUGCACCGAAGAAGGAGCCUGAGCCUGUCAAGGAAGAGCCCAAACCGGAGGAGAAGCCUGCGGAGCCCAAGGCAGAGGAACAGGCCACUGUGGCAGAGCAGGUUCAAGCUGCUGCGGAGAAGGUGAUGGCUGCUGCUGCCGAGAUGGUGGGCUACGGGGACCAGACUCCUGUGGCCGCCCUGGAUUUGCAGACCGGCGCCGAAGUAACCAACAUUCGCAGCGGUAUGAGUGGAAAGGUCUUAGAGCAGAAAGCCACAGAAGCACUCGUGAAGUACGAUGAUGGUAAAGCUGAGUGGACUGAAAUCGCCGCCUUGAAACUAACGGACAAGCCUAGCGAAGUAGUGGACGACAAGGCCAUCACUGCAUUUCAGACUGCUGUGUGCGGAACAUUGCGGAACCGUGUACUGUGCAGGUUCUUGCGGCUGGAUGUGAUGCCGCUAGCUGGUUGUCAUGCUCUAGCCUGCAAGGGUGCUAGUGUCAGAUGUCCGUCCAGUGAGUUUAGUCAUGGUGCGGAUGAAUGGUGCUUCCUUCAGGCCUUGGAUGACGAGAACCAGGCUCUGACGGAGCGUUUGAAGGAGGCUGAAGAUGUGGCGGCAAAGGUGCCGGAGCCAGCGCCAGCGCCAAAGGCCCCACAGUCAGCUCCGGUUGAUAAUUCCUUUUUUCUUCAGAUGGAAAGAGGAAAGGAAGAGACCAUCCUUCGUUUGACCAGCGAGAACCACAAGCUUGCCGAGCAGGUCCGUCGCUUGAGUGAAGGUUGCAAACAGAUGGAGGAGGCUUUGAUGCAAGCACGGAAAGACAUGAAACGCGUUCAGCAGAGCCAGACGAAGCAAACGGUGCAGACGUCAGGCUCUCCACAGCUGGACGAAGAAGAGCGCCUGUACCGGGAGCUCCAGGGUGAGUCCAUGGGCGACCUGAUUCUCCAAAAGCUCCAGGAGAAGCAGGCCGAGCACAGGCUGAAGAUCCAACAAGCUCUACAGGCAUCGCUUACGGAAGAAAUUGGACGUAUUGAAAGUUGGGGCAGCGAUGUUAAGGGUGUUCUGCUGGCAGUGGACGGUCUGGAGACGCAACUGAAGCAUCAGCUGAAAGAGCCGAAGUCCAAGAAGGCUAAAGCCCAGCCUGGUGACAAGGACUCCAAGGCUCUCAAUUCCGAGCACGUCUCUGUCUUGUCGGCACAGGUGCUUGACGAGUUCGACACUAUAAAACGUUCCUUGGAGACCGUGGAAAAGGAGCAGCUUUCCUUGGAGCAGACGCUUCGUGCUGCUGAUGAAAGUGCAGAGCCAGUGGCUGUGGCUUUCGAGCUCGAACGCUUCGCCAUCGCAGAGAGUGAGGCUGAGUGGCUGCGGGAGCACAAUGCAGCAUGGGUGGAGCGGUGCCAAAGCCUAAGCCUCCAACCAAUGCUUGAUGUUCUCAUGAGGACGGACUCGGCACUCGCUGGCUUGCUCUGCAGCGCACCGCCUGGUCUGAUUCCUCCCACAGUCGAGGAUGGCCUGAAGGAAACGAGGACGCACAUGAACGAGCUCAGCGAGCAGCUGCAGGUGCAGAUGUCCUCCAUUGCACAGCUGCAGGAGGAGAGCGCUGCCUUGAGCAGAACUGUGACGUCACUUCAGGCCUCCCAGAAGGCCCACAAGUCGGAACUCCAGCAGAACGUCUCCGACUCCCUGAGGAGGACUUUGGCAACCUUUGAAGAGCCCUUGGCAGGGAUGAGAGGUGGCCUUCGACAGCAGAGUCAGGUGCUGUCCAGGGCUCGGACAGAAGUGGCAAGAGUCCUGGACGACUUGGCAGCGGUGACUCAUCGCGCUGCAGCUGCCGCUUCCCAGGGAUCAAGCAAAGAGACUCCCACGAUCAGCUCCGAGCUGCAGGAUUUCGUGCUGUCAGAGAUCCGCCAGGUAAGGUCCAUGGGGAAGAAGCUUGUUGGUAACCUGGAGGAGGGCUGCAAGGCAGUGGAGAUGCGAAUGCAGAAGGUCAUGGAGGCUAUUUCUGGGGAUCCGAAAAGCCAGUCGCAAAGCAGGCAAGUCGCUUCCUCCAAGCAAGGUGAGCGAGAAAACCAGACGGAGGCGAAGAAGAAGCGCAAGAAGAAGGGUGGUGGUCACGCAGCGAAAGGUGGGGGUGAGGACAAGGAGCACGAGGACGAGAUAAAGUCUGCCGAAGCGAAGCCUGCAGUCGAGGCAGAGGCAAGCCACACCGCUGAUCUCGGAGCGCAGCAGGCAGAAGAGAAGAAGGCGGAUGCACAGCUUUGUGAGGAGUUUCAAGAAGCAGAAAGCCCAACUGGCAAAUCCAAGUCCAAGCGGUCCGGAGACAGGGACAAGGUGCUCGCGGGUGCAGACCUACUUCAGGAGCUUCAGUCUCUGCGUUCAGACACCGAGGCCUUGGAAGCGCGAAUGGCAGAGCGGAUGCAGGCCAGGAUCGCCCGAACUGGUGUUGAUGAGGAGGAUGCAGCCAAACCCAGUGCAGCUGCCGCACGACGGCGCAAGAAGAUGUUCGCCUGA
Symbiodinium necroappetens is the source of this 2661-nucleotide messenger RNA. The record is from the annotation of a GenBank genome assembly. NCBI's taxonomy places the organism in Eukaryota, Dinophyceae, Suessiales, Symbiodiniaceae.